CCCUCUUUUCUUUCCUGGCCGCCGCCACCCUUCUUCCUCUCCCACGAGCUCCCACUGCUUCCUCCCUGUCUGUUCUUUGCCCUUCCACCCGAAGCCACCUCCUUCUGCUCUCGCUCCGGCGAGCUCGCCAAGCUAGCGCUGUCGCCUCCCUCGCUCGAGAUCCACCUCCAGGAACCCCCUCAGCACCCUCCCGCAGCCCGAACCGCCCCGCCUGCGGUGGUCUUCCAUGACUCCGGCCGUGCGCCGCCCAUCGCCGAUCCGCGCGACCACGCCCUCCCGCGCCUCGUCGGCAUGUCCGUUAGCACCGCGCCGACCUCAUGAAGCCCCUGCUGCCCUCGCCCGAAGCCCCGCGUCUCGGAGCGCUUCCGCAUCGACCUCGUCUCCAACCACCGCCGCCUCGCCGUUGUUGGGUGUCUCCAGCGCAGGAUUCGACCCGCCGCCGCCAAUCGACUCCCCGUGCUGGCACGCACGUGGAUAGCCUCUCGGAGUGCCACCUCAACCAUCGGAGAUCCCGCGCGCCCGUCGUCUUCCCCAACUCCGUCGCCGUCGCCGUCGCCGUUGCUCUCCCCCGCCGGACUGCUCCUCCAGCCCCAGGCCCAAAUCGGCCGACACCCAGCCCAGCAAGGCCCGGACUCAGCCCGCAAGCCCAAGUCCAUCAGAAGCUAAGCUCAUAGCCCUUGCUCCUUUUCUUUUUCCUGAAGUUGUUGCCUGACGUGUGGGCCCUGUUGGUCAGCGCCUCCGUGUGCUCGCUGCUAUUGCUUUUGUCCGCUGCUGUGCCGUUUGCCGCUGCUCCGCGAGUGCUUCGUUGCGCCGCUGCCCAAGACCUUGUUGCGCGCCGCGAUGACCGACGAACCACGGAGCCAGAGCCACGAACGACUACAACCACGACGAUUGAACGACUACUUCGCCUACGACGGCUACAUCGUGUGUGACUACUUUGGCUACGUCGGCUACUUCCUCUACAUCGUGACGCCGCAACGAGUCCAAGUCUCCGGUUCCUACGACGACGACUACACUUGUGUUCUUCUUUCAGGAUUCUUGCUCAAUUCCGGGCAAUUGAGUACUCCAGGGACGAGCAUGGAGCACUUACGCCUGGUGAGACGAAGGAUGGAAAGCUAUGUAUCGUUUGUGCUGUUGGACUCACGCUUGUUAUUUGGUCCUGGAGAGCUGAUGAUGCCGGUGUCGAGAGAUGGAUGCUAGAGAAGACAUUUCAUUUGUUGCAGGUGAUUGAUGUGCUCACUCGUUCGGUGGAGCAUAUUGCGCUGAAGAUUUUGGUGAUUCUUGAUGGCCUUGUGUACUUUUCUGCUUACUAUGAGUCGGAUCCUAAUUUAUCUGGCUGGUUCCUAUCCUUCUGCCUAGAAACAUCAAAUCUGAAUAAGCUCGGUUGUGUCCUUCACUUUGACAAUUUAUAUCCCUACAUCAUGGCGUGGCCUCUAUUUAUAUAUCAUGGAAAGCUGAUUGAUAGUA
Molecule: messenger RNA, 1467 nt
Organism: Brachypodium distachyon (stiff brome)
Lineage: Eukaryota; Viridiplantae; Streptophyta; Magnoliopsida; Poales; Poaceae
Exons: 3
Coding region: 841-1200 (119 amino acids)
Source: RefSeq, a predicted model, not a curated record